AUGGCCGCCCUCCCUUCGCACAUCAACUUCUGGAUCGACCUGAUCCAAACCCUAAAUGAAAAUGGCCAUGACAUCGCUGUCUUUUUCUUACGCUACACACUGACCCCCUAUGGCACAUAUCCAACUCAGCUUCGCCAAGCAGUCGGCGCUCUCCGCUACAUUCUUGAGGAUACUAACCGAUCCCCCGCAGACGUAGUCAUGGGCGGCGACUCCGCAGGCGGGAACCUAGCCAUGGCUACCCUGCUGCACAUCUCGCACCCGCACCCGGAAAUCGAGCCCCUCAAGCUAUCGACUCCUUUGGCGGGUGUCUUCGGCUUUGCGCCUUGGGUGAGUUUCAGUGCGGACUGGCCUUCCAUGACUGAGAACGCUUAUAAAGAUAUUGUUACCGUUUCCGCACUGGACAAAUGGUCGGAUAUGUACUUGGCUGGGAAGAAGGGGGAGAGUGAUAAUUGGAGCGAGCCUAGCAAGGCACCCGUGGAGUGGUGGGCUGAUGCCAUGACGGAGAGAAUCUUGAUUCUGGCCGGUAGCGAUGAGGUCUUGCUUUCGCCUAUUGAGGCUUUUGUGAAGAACGUGAAGUCUGUCUUCCCCAAUACUACCUUUAUUGUUGGUGAAGACGAGUCUCAUGAUGCGCAUCUUUAUGUUGAUGCUGGUGUCAAAGAGGGGACACAGACGGGCAAUGAGCUGCGGCGAUGGGUUGCGGCUCGUCUUUGA
This is a messenger RNA of Penicillium verhagenii, 711 nucleotides long. RefSeq names its product putative 6-hexanolactone hydrolase. The transcript is spliced from 2 exons. NCBI's taxonomy places the organism in Eukaryota, Fungi, Ascomycota, Eurotiomycetes, Eurotiales, Aspergillaceae. Bases 1 to 711 code for a protein of 236 amino acids. Gene Ontology annotation, molecular function: hydrolase activity. The record is from RefSeq and is a predicted model, not a curated record.